Mytilinidion resinicola is the source of this 2124-nucleotide messenger RNA. RefSeq lists its product as uncharacterized. The record is from RefSeq and is a predicted model, not a curated record. The coding region runs from base 1 to 2124 and encodes 707 amino acids. Lineage: Eukaryota; Fungi; Ascomycota; Dothideomycetes; Mytilinidiales; Mytilinidiaceae. The transcript has a single exon.
AUGGACUACACCAAGCAGACCGUUUUGCAGCUGCGCGCGCUGCUCAAGGAGCGCAACAUCUCGUCGACGGGCCUGACGCGCAAGGCGCAGAUUGUGGAGAAGCUGGAGGAGGCGGAUCGCGCUGGGGGUGCCGAGACGCUGGACAAAGCCAAGGAGGAGGGCACGUCGCCGGCGGCGUCGAGCGUUACGAUGGGGGCGGAGGAGGCGAGGCGGAAGAGCGGGAGUGGGGAUGGGGUUGGUGAGGCGGCGGCGAAGGGGGGAGAGAAGGGGGAGGGUGUGAUGGAGGGUGGGGAGGCUGUGCAGGUGGAGGGGGAGGGGGAGGGGGAGGGGGAGAAGGGGGAGAAGGGGGUAGAAGAGGUCGUUCCUGUCACGGAUGAUGCGCCGCCGGAGACGGAGCCUAUAGUGGUUGCGAAAGAAGAUACUCCUCCUGCCAAAGACCCGACACCGACACCCAAAGAGCCUACUCCUCCGCCGAAAGAACCUACGCCGCCGCCGAAAGAGCCUACUCCUCCGGCUAAAGAAGCCAGCCCUGCAACGCCACCGCCUGCCGAAAACGAGGCAAAGACUGUCGAGAAGGAGGUACCGCUGCCUGCUGCGGUGGAAGCACCAUCCGUCGAGCCUUCCGUCGAGCCCUCACGCCUCAAUUCCGAGGAAAUGGAGGCAGAUAGCAAGAAGCGCAAGAGGAGGAGCAACUCACCAGACGUCAAGGCCGACGACAUAAGAAGCAAGAAGUUAAGGACGAGCGGAGAGGGGUUGGAGCCAAGUGUCGAAGAAGUAGUUCACAUUGAGCAGAACGCCAUGAUGGAGGAAGAGCAGGACAAGUUGGAUGGAGAUGUGGUUAUGGAGGAUAAGGCUACAGAACCUGAGACGGAGGCACCCCCCGUCUCUGCAAAAGAGCAAGCUGAAGCUCCCGAAGCUUCCAAACCAGCUCCAGCUGGAACUUCGGCGCGCGAACGGGACAGCGAGAAGGAUAAUUCCUCCCGAUUCAAGUCUCUCUUCGAACAACCAACACCCACUACCGCCACCCCGCCCGUCGCAGAUUCUGACACUGAUCGUUCCGUAUCACCAAGUCUGCAUCCCGCAACUGCAGCCAUCUACAUCCGAAACUUCAUGCGCCCUCUGCAACUCCCUGCCCUGCGCAACCACCUCAUCGCGCUAGCCUCUCCGCCAUCCUCAGAUCCCGACCCAACCGUCCUCAAGACAUUCUUCCUCGACCAAAUCCGCACUCACGCCUUCGUGGUAUUCGGCUCGAUCUCCGCAGCUGCCCGCGUCCGCACAGCCCUUCAUGGCGCUGUCUGGCCCACCGAGCGCGAUCGCAAGUCGCUUUGGGUGGACUUCGUGCCGGAAGACCACGUUGAAGGCUGGAUCAAGACCGAAGAGGAGGCCGCCAGCGACAGCCGCAGCGGUCGCGGCCCGGCUAGGAGAUACAAAGUCGCCUACAUCCCCAGCAGCGAUGGCGACGUCCCCGCCCGCGCCGUUUUCCAGGAAGAGGGCGCGAAUGGCGGUCGCGGCUCCAUCGACAUCUCUGCGCAUAGGGGCGGACCAGACGUAGGCGGACUCGGCAUGCCCAACGCGCCGACUGGCCCGCGUGGCCCGGCCGAACGCAGAGCUUCUGCUCUCACAACCGCCAAUUCGAUCCCGCUGACGGCUGAUCGGACGCAGGCGAAGGCUGGUGACGCCGAGGCCCCCGCGCCGGACCCGACGAAGAGCUUCCAGACUCUCGAUAAACUCUUCAGCUCUACUACCGCGAAGCCUAAGCUCUAUUUCCAACCUGUUGAGCCAGAGCGUGCGGAGGCGCGUCUCGAUGCCCUCAAAGCGGCUACGAGCCGCAAUUGGGACCCGGAUUCCAAUAUUCGUGGCCGUGGGAGGGGAAGGUUGGACGAGAAGGUGCGGUACGGGUUCGAAAAGGACGUUUUGAUGGAAUUCGGGCCGGACUUUGGACCCGGCGCUGUGCAAGGGUGGGGUGGGCGCGGAGGGGGGUAUCGGGGCAGAGGUGGGUUUAGGGGAGAUUUUAGGGGCGACAGCUACCGCGGUGGCGGCAUGGCUGGCAGGCUUGACCGCGAGGGGGAUAGGAACUUUGGGGAUAGGUGGCGUGGUGGGAGAGGAGGGAGGGGGGGGUGGUAG